UCCCGUACGCCGUACACAAAGGCACAACCCGACUGACUGCUGAAUAUUUAAGUUUCAUCUCAUUCCUUAAAGAUGGCCUGGUCUCUUCUGGUGGGUUAUGUGUUUUUGUCGUCGCUGCUGGUAAUCUGCAGGUCCACUACGUGUCCGUGUGAGAGACCGGAGCUGUGCCAGCAAAUCCGAGAGGAACGAGACUUCGAGGUGUUUGUGUUUGACGUGGGUGGAAAGACAUGGAAAUCAUACAACUGGAGCAUGGUGACGACAGUGGCAACCUUUGGAAAAUAUGAUGCUGAGCUCAUGUGUUACGCUCACUCCAAAGGUGCACGAGUAGUCCAAAAAGGUGACGUUCGCCUCGCUUCUAUUGUGGACCAAGACAACAGGACAGCAUGGAUAACGGACAAGGUCAGCUUGGCCAAGAGUCAGUUCAUGGAUGGGAUAAAUAUUGACAUCGAACAGGCAGUGGAAGAAGGCUCGCCGGAGUACCAUGCAUUAACCGCGCUGGUCAAAGAAACUACAGAGGCCUUCCACAGGGAGAUACCAGGUUCUCAGGUCUCAUUUGAUGUUGCCUGGUCACCCAAAUGUAUCGACAAGCGGUGCUAUGACUACGUUGCCAUCGCCGAAUCCUGCGACCUGCUGUUUGUGAUGUCCUAUGAUGAGCAGAGUCAGAUCCUGGGGGACUGCAUUGCCAUGGCAAAUGCUCCUGUCCUUCAAACACUAAACGCUUAUGACCUGUAUUUGGAUCUGAACAUUGAUCCAAAGAAGCUGGUGAUGGGAGUUCCAUGGUACGGCUAUGACUACCCAUGUGUCAACCUUUCCCAGGAGGGAAUAUGUUCUAUAGCCAAAGUUCCUUUCCGUGGAGCCCCUUGCAGUGAUGCAGCAGGGAAACAAAAAACAUACAAGUGGAUCAUGAAGCAGGUCAACAGCUCCUUAUCUGGCAGGCUCUGGGAUGACAAGCAGCAGGCUCCUUACUUUAAUUACAAGGACCAGAAAGGACAGAUUCAUCAGGUCUGGUACGACGACCCACAUAGUAUUUGCCUUAAGGCGGCCACUGUGAAAUCUAAAGGCUUGAUGGGCAUUGGCAUGUGGAACGGUAACAUCUUGGACUACAGCGAUGAGCCAGUCGCCAGGGAACAGACCUCACGGAUGUGGAAUGCCCUGUUAGGAUGCUAGCUGGGAUACGCUCAACACCGCUGCAGAAAUUUACACCAGCACUGAGCCCACGUUUGCCGCUAAGCCAAUAUAUGUCUUUGUAGCAGUAACAGGGUGUGGCCUUCCUCUGACCAGGGAUGCAUACUUGCACUUCAGUUUAUUGGGGAUUUUACUGGUGUUGUCUUUGAAUGUAGCUACAGCUCAGACAUUCCUCUGUGCCAACUGAAACAACUGUGAUUCUCCUAAAAAGGCGGCCGCUCUUCUUAAUGUGACACAUAGUAUUUGUGAUUGAGCUUGCUGAGAUUUGUGCACUAUGUUUUUCUUUAAUAAAAUAUUUUCUUUUUCUCUAAAAUCA
This is a messenger RNA of Mugil cephalus (flathead mullet), 1501 nucleotides long. It is a transcript of the gene ctbs, whose product is annotated as chitobiase, di-N-acetyl-. The coding region runs from base 73 to 1167 and encodes 364 amino acids. Gene Ontology annotation, cellular component: extracellular region. The record is from RefSeq and is a predicted model, not a curated record. Lineage: Eukaryota; Metazoa; Chordata; Actinopteri; Mugiliformes; Mugilidae. Gene Ontology annotation, molecular function: chitin binding; chitinase activity. Gene Ontology annotation, biological process: chitin catabolic process; carbohydrate metabolic process. The transcript is spliced from 7 exons.